This is a messenger RNA of Dendrobium catenatum, 981 nucleotides long. Its product is annotated as transmembrane emp24 domain-containing protein p24delta9. Gene Ontology annotation, cellular component: endoplasmic reticulum; Golgi apparatus; COPII-coated ER to Golgi transport vesicle. Gene Ontology annotation, biological process: endoplasmic reticulum to Golgi vesicle-mediated transport; Golgi organization; intracellular protein transport. The coding region runs from base 117 to 776 and encodes 219 amino acids. The transcript is spliced from 4 exons. Lineage: Eukaryota; Viridiplantae; Streptophyta; Magnoliopsida; Asparagales; Orchidaceae. The record is from RefSeq and is a predicted model, not a curated record.
CAACGCGAUAUAAAGAGAGAGAGAGCUAGAGAGAGAGAGAGGGUCCGAGACGGUUUUCCUCUAGCAUUAAAGAUCGAAGAAACAGAGCCCAAAAUAUCUUCCGAUCCAGUAUCGAGAUGAAGAUGGCCUGCGUUGUUUCUAGAUUUAUGGCAGAUUUCUGCCUCCUCUUGUUCCUCCUUGCUCUGACGCCUCUUUCCGAGGCCCUUCGCUUCGACGUGCAAUCGGGUCAAACCAAGUGCAUCUCCGAAGACAUCAAAUUGAACUCAAUGGCCGUCGGCAAGUACUCAGUCAUCAAUCCAUCCGAGAAUCAGCCCCUCCCGGAUUCCCACAAGCUCACCGUCAGGGUCAGUUCUCCAUACGGGAGUAGUAUACACUACGCCGAUCACGUCGAUUCUGGUGAUUUCGCUUUCACUUCAUCAGAGGCUGGCGACUAUCUGGCUUGCUUCUGGACGCUUGAUCACAAGCCGCCUAAUACCAUCACUAUCGAGUUUGAUUGGAGAACUGGUGUGGCCGCUAAAGACUGGACAUAUGUCGCAAAAAAGGGCCAGAUUGAUGUUAUGGAGCUGGAAUUAAAGAAGUUGGAGGAUACUGUGAAGUCCAUUCAUGAUGAAAUGUUCUAUCUUCGUGAAAGGGAGGAAGAAAUGCAAGAAAUGAACAUAGCAACAAAUUCGAAGAUGGCUUGGUUGAGCUUCCUUUCCCUUGUUGUAUGUUUAUCGGUUGCUGGAUUGCAGCUAUGGCAUCUAAAAACCUAUUUUGAGAGAAAGAAGCUUCUUUAGUUUAGUUAGAACUUUUUGUUAUUUUGUGAGAUGUUUUCUCUGGUUUAGUGUUAACAGAAGGAGAAAUUAUUAACUUUUGGCAUUUUAAGUUACAGUGAGUGUACUAUAAGAAGCGUCAACAAUCAACCAAUUUUUAUCCGCGUUACAAUCAGUUCUACAAACUUUCCAAGAUAAGUGAGGCCUCUGACGGGAGGCUUUAUUUAUU